UAUGUUGUCUGAGGCAGGACAAAGAUGUGAAAAAAAGUUGUUGAACACUGUAACAAAAAAGGUCGAGCUUUGAGCCAUUUCAUUGGCUAAGAAGAGUGAGAGAGGAAAAUGCAAUGGCUCUUGAGGUCAGAGCAAAGGCAGCUAUAAAUGAAUCACAACAGACAGACAACACCUUUACUGACUCCACAGCAGCGCUUGUGCUCAUCUCAAAAGGGGCAAUAUGAGCGCGUCUGUGGCCGUGUACAGGAAUAUUUACACGGAGGACCGCUUCAAGCAGGCCUAUGGCUCAGAUGAUAUCACGAGUGGAAGUCUGCGGCUCCGGGAGAAGCUCGCGGGGAGUUGCAGGUGUUCAAGACGAGCGUGCCUCCACCUGUUGAGCGAGAGAGUUCCCAUUUUCAACUGGCUGCCACGAUACAGACUGAAGAAAUGGAUUUUAGGAGACACAAUUGGCGGCCUGACGGUCGGUAUUCUCCACAUUCCGCAAGGCAUGGCCUUCGCCUUACUCACAUCUGUGGCACCAAUAUUUGGCCUUUACACCUCCUUCUUCCCUGUGGUCCUCUAUAUGUUUUUUGGCACAGGUCGUCACGUUUCCACAGGUACCUUUGCUGUGGUGAGUCUGAUGACUGGCUCUGUGGUGGAGCAGCUGGUUCCCACUCCUCUGGAUAUGAACUCCAGUUCCCCUGAAGCAGCUGACUUCGAGGCCCAGAGGAUCGGGGUUGCCUCAGCUGUAGCACUUCUCUCAGGAAUUAUUAUGCUCUGUAUGUUCUGUCUUCAGCUGGGCUUCCUCUCCACCUAUCUGUCAGAGCCAAUUGUUAAGGCUUUCACCAGCGCUGCUGCCUUCCAUGUCACAGUGUCACAGAUACAAAGCAUGCUGGGACUGCGGCUCCCUCGCCACACUGGGACCUUCUCACUCUUUAAAACUUUAGCGUCAGUGAUGGAGAACCUGCCUCACACCAACAUGGCGGAGCUGCUGAUCUCCAUGGUGUGUUUGGCUGUUCUGGUGAUAGUUAAAGAAAUCAACAUGCGUUACAGAAAGCGCCUUCGUACACCAAUCCCUGUGGAGAUCCUUACGGUGAUUAUUGCUACAGGUGUGGCCUACGCCUUCUCGCUGGAUUCUUCUUACAACAUUGAGAUCGUUGGCCACAUCCCAGCUGGAUUCCCAAAGCCACGGAUGCCUGCCGUGCACACUUUCCCUGACAUCGCUGGAGACACAGUAGCCAUCACAUUUGUUGGAUACGCUGUGUCGGUGUCUCUUGCAAUGAUUUAUGCCGAUAAACACGGCUAUUCCAUACAUCCAAACCAGGAGCUCCUGGCUCACGGUAUCUCCAACACGGUAUCCUCUUUCUUCACCUGCUUCCCCAGCUCAGCCACUCUCGCCACCACUAAUAUACUCGAAAGUGCUGGAGGAUACACACAGGUAGGUUACAUGAUGUACAAAUGUUUCUGUCACAUUCACAAACCUUUGAUCUAAUUAAGCGACACAUUGCCGUUCAAACGUAAACAUACCCGUCGCACCAAGAACAAAAAAAGGAAACACUCUUUUGCAUAUUGUUCAUCACUCUCAAAUUGCAACUUUAAAUUAAUAUAUAUCCAUCCAUCCAUCCAUCUUCUCCCGCUUAUCCGUGGUCGGGUCGCGGA
Molecule: messenger RNA, 1638 nt
Organism: Notothenia coriiceps (black rockcod)
Lineage: Eukaryota; Metazoa; Chordata; Actinopteri; Perciformes; Nototheniidae
Product: solute carrier family 26 member 10-like
Exons: 8
Coding region: 221-1471 (416 amino acids)
Biological process (GO): transmembrane transport
Cellular component (GO): membrane
Source: RefSeq, a predicted model, not a curated record